Paramisgurnus dabryanus is the source of this 4913-nucleotide messenger RNA. Lineage: Eukaryota; Metazoa; Chordata; Actinopteri; Cypriniformes; Cobitidae. The record is from RefSeq and is a predicted model, not a curated record.
CAAGGCGUUCUGGGAAGGGAAGCAUAGCUGAGCAACCAUAUAAAUGCCCCAUCACAGUUAUUUCCAAACAGAACCAUCAUAUUAGUAAAAGAACUGCAGAGACCUUGACAGGAUCACAUCACUAACAAUGAGCUUCAAAAUACUCUUACAUGGAGUCAACCCUUUGCAAUUUUUUGCUUCCGUUCUUCUUAUUUCUUCAGUGUUAAACAUGUGGACGGGCACUGAAGGCUGGUCAUACCAUUGCUCAGACUCCACCAUGACCUGGGAAAAGGCAAGAGACUGGUGCAGGAAGCACUUCACAGACAUGGUGGCCAUCCAAAACAAAGAGGAGAUUUCUUAUUUAAACAGCUACUUACCAAAAGUUAAUGGGUAUUACUGGAUUGGGAUCCGCAAAAUUAACGGCAUCUGGACCUGGGUGGGAACCAACAAGAAACUUACGGAUGAAGCUGAGAACUGGGCAAAUAAUGAGCCCAAUGGGAAGCAAAAUACUGAAGACUGUGUGGAAAUAUACAUUAAAAGAGACUAUGAGGCAGGCAAAUGGAAUGAUGAGCACUGUUUGAAACGGAAGACUGCGUUAUGUUACACUGCAUCCUGCAAAAACGAUUCCUGCGUCAGUGGUCAUGGCGAGUGCGUAGAGACUAUAAACAACCACACAUGCUCAUGCUUUGAAGGUUUUUAUGGAGAGAUAUGUGAGAAUGUAAUAAAAUGCAAACCAGAGGACAUCGCCAAACCAGAUCAUGGCAGUGUCCAUUGUUCUAAUCCUAAUGGAAACUUUUCAUAUGACUCUCGGUGUGAAUACUCCUGUGAUGAGGGUUAUAAACUAAAGGGUGCCAGUAUGACAAAAUGCACCGCGACAACAGAAUGGUCGAGCAAACCACCAAGCUGUGAACUUGUUCAAUGUUCAGAGCUGAUCACACCAAACAAUGGGACAAUGCACUGUCACCACGAUUCCAAAGGCAACUUUAGCUCCCAAUCCACCUGUGAGUUUGCUUGUGAAGAAGGAUACACGUUACAAACAUCCAGCUCAUCUACGCUGCUUUGUGGAGCCACAGGACACUGGAAUGAUUCACAACCCAGCUGUGAAAUUGUAUGCAAUCCCGAGGAUGUCCUCACUUUACAUCACGGCAGUGUCCAAUGUUCUAAUCCCAAUGGAUUUUUUUCAUAUGACUCUGUGUGUGAAUACUCAUGUGAGGAGGGUUAUGAACUGAAGGGGUUCAGUACGACAAAAUGCACUGCUACCACAGAAUGGACCAGCAAACCACCAACCUGUGAACUUAUUCAAUGUUCAGAGCUGACCGCACCAAACAAUGGGACAAUGCACUGUAGCCACGAUUCCAAAGGCAACUUUAGCUCCCAAUCCACUUGUGCGUUUGCUUGUGAAGAAGGAUACACGUUACAAACAUCCAGCUCAUCUACGCUGCUUUGUGGAGCCACAGGACACUGGAAUGAUUCACAACCCAGCUGUGAAAUUGUAAAAUGCAAUCCUGAGGACGUCACCACUUUAUAUUACGGCAGAGUACAAUGUUCUAAUCCCAAUGGAAAUUUUUCAUAUGACUCUGUAUGUGAAUACUCAUGUGAGGAGGGUUAUGAACUGAAGGGGUCCACAAGAACAAAAUGCACUGCUACCACAGAAUGGACCAGCAAACCACCAACCUGUAAACUUGUUCAAUGUUCAGAGCUGAUCACACCAAAAAAUGGGACAAUGCACUGUCGCCACGAUUCCAAAGGCAACUUUAGCUCCCAAUCCACCUGUGAGUUUGCUUGUGAAGAAGGAUACACGUUACGAACAUUCAGCUCAUCUACGCUGCUUUGUGGAGGCACAGGACACUGGAAUGAUUCACAACCCAGCUGUGAAAUUAUAAAAUGCAAACCGGAGGACAUUACCACACCAGAUCAUGGCACCGUCCAUUGUUCUAAUCCUACUGGAAAUUUUUCAUAUGACUCUCGGUGUGAAUACUCCUGUGAUGAGGGUUAUAAACUAAAGGGUGCCAGUAUGGCGAAAUGCACCGCGAAAACAGAAUGGUCGAGCAAACCACCAACUUGUGAACUUGUUCAAUGUUCAGAGCUGAUCACACCAAACAAUGGGACAAUGCAGUGUCACCAUGAUUCCAAAGGCAACUUUAGCUCCCAAUCCACCUGUGAGUUUGCUUGUGAAGAAGGAUACAUGUUACAAACAUCCAGCUCAUCUACGCUGCUUUGUGGAGCCACAGGACACUGGAAUGAUUCACAACCCAGCUGUGAAAUUGUAAAAUGCAAUCCUAAGGACGUCACCACUUUAUAUUACGGCAGUGUCAAAUGUUCUAAACCCAACGGAAAUUUUUCAUAUGACUCUGUGUGUGAAUACUCAUGUGAGGAGGGUUAUGAACUGAAGGGGUCCAGUACGACAAAAUGCACUGCUACCACCGAAUGGACCAGCAAACCACCGACAUGUGAACCUGUUCGCUGCCCAACCCAUGAGAAUCCAGCCAAUGGUGUCAUGGACUGCACUGAUUCAAACUUUAUUUACGGGAGUAAGUGCAGCUUCAGUUGUGAAGAAGGUUAUCUCCUCCAGGGGGCGUCAGAGAUCAGCUGUACAAAAACUGCAGAGUGGAGUCACGAACCACCUCGCUGUGAAGCAGUGGAUUGCCCACAUCUUUAUGAGCCUGUCAAUGGGGACAUGAACUGCACUUUGGAGGAACCCAUCUUUGGCACAGUCUGCAUCUUCAACUGUCAUGAUGGUUACCAGCUUUACAAUAAUGAGAUUGUGAUGUGCAACCACAAUGGAAACUGGUCAGGGGAGGUAGCAGUGUGCUUAGCUCAACCUGGACCCUCAGCAUCGAGCUUUAAAGUGACAGAAGUGACAGCUGGGGUUUCCGCUAUUGUCGGGAGCUCUAGUCUGUUAUCUGUCCUUUGGAUACUGAAGAAAUUGAGACGUAACGCUAACAAGUUUGACAUGAGCAGCUCUGAUACUGAAGAUCCUCCACAGGUUUAUAAGAACAGUCGUGACAGUCUGAUUUAAAGCAAUGACGGAGAUUGACUCAAGCAGCUGUGAGACGCUGGCGGCCGCAGCGAAGCAUUUGCAGUGUUGCCAGAUCCCAUUGUGAUAAAUAGAGUUUAGAAUUUAAUGUUUUAGCAAUAAUGUGACACUUUAUGAAAUGUAUAAAGUAAGAGUGUGCAGAUUAGUGUUAGCAAUGUCUCUGUUUUUUUUUCCUGAAACACAAGGUUUGAACUUUUGAUUAUGUUUUCGUACUAAUCUGGCAACAAGUACCUAAACAGUAAUCAAAUGGCACAUCAUGUAGUGUGGGCACUGGGCAGGUUAUUGCUGACAUAAUACUGCAUUCGGUAAGACACAGAUAAUAAUCUUCAUAAAUGUAAGAAACGCUUUUAACACUAAAAAUAAUUAGAAAAUAACACGGUUACAAAGAUGUACAACAAUUGGGUUUAAGUGAAAUAUGCCAAAUAUGUAAACAUUGGCCAUGAAGUUUUUAUUCACUUUCACUAAUAAGCACUAAACAAAGUUCUUGGUUACCUAAUAUUGCUUAUUAAAACGAUUACUAUAAUGCUAUAAUAAGCAUUGUUGCAUGAAAAUAAAUAUUAUCCAUCCUAAGUCAGCAGUAAAGUAUUAACAAAUUGUGAUUUAAUAAACAUAAUAUAACAAUGUCCACCCCCAAAUCAUAUAAACGGAGUGUGUAUCCAAAGUGUAUGGCAAAAAGGUUAUGGCAGAAUACAUAAGAUCCCAGGUAAAAAAUAAAGUAUACUUGAAUAUACUAAAACUACAAAUCUAGUAAUAAAUAGUAUAGUUCUAAUGCGUCUGUAAAGUUUACAAUACCAGUAACACAUAGAGUUCUAGUGUAUUGAAAUACAUGGUGUCUUAAAAUAGCACAGUUAAGUACACUUAAGUUUAUCUUAAGUACUAAAGACUACAAAAUUUGUGCUCAAAAUAGUACAUUUAAUAAGUAUACUUAAAGUGUAGUGCUGUGUUUUCUACUGGGAUAGCCUUUGUUAACUCUUAACACCCCUGGACCUCACUCAUUUUCAAACCCUGGCUAUGGCAUUGGAGCGGAAGUGCAUCACACUUCAUGGGGUCUUCACAAAAUACCUGCAGGCAAAAAGUCAUCAAUUGUAAUUUUUCUUCCCAAUGGAAGUUUUUUUCUUUACCUGACUGAGCAUAUUGUUCUGUACUGUACUAUUAUAAUUGUUUCUGUGCAAAUGUAAUGUCAUUAUUAUGACCUUAUGAAAUUUAUUCAAGACUUAUUUAUUCAAUGUUUGUCUAUAAAACUACCUUAUAAAAUUUUGAAUUUAUGAAAAAUUGUGACUGAAAUCAUGAAAGUCUUAUGUGCAUUACUUCCUCGAUUGUUUAGAUUGUUAAAAAUGUAAUUUUGAUAUCUUUAAUACUGACUGAGAAAGGUGAUGUCAAAGACUGAAAUCAUAAGGUAAUGGGUGAAAUCAAACUUUGAUGCAUUACAAGACUUUAGCCUGGAUUUCACAGACAGGGUCACAUUUGUUUAAUAACACUGAUUAUCUCCAGAAAACGUUGCAGUUUGCAGUACAUUAAAAUCUUAACAUCUAAAUAAAGGACAGGAUACAAGUGAUUGUAAUAUUCCUGAAUCUUUCCUCACCAAAAGGGUGUGAAAAUUGUGAGAUAACCCAUUAGCAUUGUGAAUGCAGUGAAAGGUUUUGUUCAACUAACGCCCGGUCCUAAUCAUCCGUCUGUAUCCUGUCAAUGUGUCCUUUCCUGAAUCUGUUUAUAAGCUACAGUAAACGGUCAGGCGGUGCAUGCUUGUUUUUUUUUACUUAUCUUAGUGAAUUAAGGUCCUGAGAAGAUCCCACUAGCCUUUUUGGAGACCCAGUCCCACAAUAAUAAAAAAUAAAGCCACAAUGUUUUUAAACCUUAUGCAUUUAAACAUGUAAAGAAACAUCCUGCAAUUUUAUGC